Amborella trichopoda is the source of this 1836-nucleotide messenger RNA. Its product is annotated as brassinosteroid-related acyltransferase 1. The record is from RefSeq and is a predicted model, not a curated record. NCBI's taxonomy places the organism in Eukaryota, Viridiplantae, Streptophyta, Magnoliopsida, Amborellales, Amborellaceae. Gene Ontology annotation, molecular function: acyltransferase activity, transferring groups other than amino-acyl groups.
ACCCUGAGUGAUGUGCCACUACUAUCAAUUCAACUUAUAACAUCUUUUGCUUAACCAUUGAAUUGAUAACACAAUUUUUUUCCCAUUCCACUCUUCAAAACCUUACAUUCCUUCUUUCAUGGCCUUUAAAAUGCACCCCAUAUUCUCAAUGCUUUCACUGUAAGGAACCUUUGUCUCCUUAUUAUAAACCCAUCUCCUCCCUCCUCUCUCUAUCUUCAUCUCUCUCUCUCUCUCUCUUCAACUCUCUCUCUCUCUCUCUCGCUAUUGGAGAACAUAGAGAGAUGGGAAGCUAUGAUGACUUUCAGGUUAAGAUCAACAAGACUGUAAUUGUGAGACCCAGUCCUCUUCUUAGCGAAAAUGGUGUGUUGCCUCUCUCUAAUAUUGAUAGAAAGUGCCCCAUGUUCAUGUACUCAGUGCACUUUUAUGAGGCAAAGUUAAAUUUUGAUACCAAUUUUUUCAAUACAUUGAGAUCUUCUCUUGAAAUAACUUUACAUGUGUGGUACCCAGCAGCUGGUAGGCUCACUGUGAGCCCCAUUAAUGGAAAGCUUGAUCUCCUCUGUAACAAUGGAGGGGCUUUAAUGGUUGAAGCAAAAACAGAGGUGGAGAUAUCACAGCUUGGAGAAUUGACACAGUACAAGCCUUUCUAUGAAAAGCUUGUUCACAAGCCUGGUUUUAAUGGGGGUUUCUCUGAUAUGCCUCUUGUGGUUGUUCAGGUGACAUGGUUUAGAUGUGGUGGAUAUUCCAUAGGAGUAGGGGCAAGCCACUCUCUCUUUGAUGGAAAAGGCUUCUUCAAUUUCCUAAGAUCAUGGGCUCUGAGAGCAUCAUCAAAUGAAGUUUCAGAGCAAUUGAUGCCAGUUCAUGAAAGGGGAUAUCUCUUGAUUCACCAGGGUUCCAAACUUGGUAAAAAUGGGGUUUUUAGGGUUCCAGCUUUUGAUCACCUUCACCACCUCAUUGAAUUGGCAUCAGCAUGUGGUGAUAGUGAAAGAAAGACUGGAAGGUGCAGGUUCUCUGAGAUGGAUUUUAUAGCUAUGGAAGAUAACUAUGCUUUCAAAACCUUUAGGCUGAGCAAGGAGAUAGUAGAGAGCUUGAAAAGAAAAGUGAGCAAUAGAGGGCCUCUUUCUGGUUUCUCCACCUUUGAGGUGGUGGCAGCUCACCUGUGGAAGGUAAGAAGCAAAUCACUAGGCCUGAGGGGAGAAAAUAAGGUAUGCCUCCAAUUCUCAAUGGAUGCAAGGGCCAAAGUGGUUCCUCCUCUCUCUACUGAAUUUAGUGGCAAUGCAUAUGUCAUGGCCUCCAUUUUCACCACAGCCAAGGCCUUAGAGGAAGAACCCAUUUCAACAACAGCUUACAAGAUUAGAGAAGCCAAAGAAUCAAUCACUGAUGAGUAUAUUAGGGCAUAUUUGAUUGCACUUGAUGCUCCACAGAAAUCUCUACCUCCAUUGCCGGAGCUAACUAUUGUUUCAGACCUUAGAAACCUCCCUUUUCACUGUGCAGACUUUGGCCAUGGCCAUGCAGCUUCUGCUGCUCUCUUGCCAUCUCCUCUCCCCCAGUCUGCUUUUCUGAUGAGGGCUCCAAAUGAAGAGGGGGCGAUUGAUGUCAGCUUGGGUUUGCCCUUGCAGAUUGCAAAUGCUUUUAGCCAUUGCUUCCUACAUGUUUAGAGAGAGAGAGAGAGAGAGAGUUGUUUUCCUCGUUUUUGGGCUGUGAUGAAAUACCUUUGCGCCACAGUUCCAUAGGUUUUAGGGUUUCAAGUUGUAAUAAUUUCCUUUCUAAUCAAGUUUAUGUAUUUAUUAGUAUUAGAGUAGGUCACUUAAAGUUUCAAUGACAAACACAAUUAGCAUA